CGCGGCGGCGCUCGCUCAGUCACGCUCACUCACUUCAGGUCGGGACUCCCGUGAAGGAACCGGAGAGAAACGUUACCGGAGCCCCGCUCACAACUCUGUGGGAAACAGCGUGGAAUCACCGGGACACACGCACGCACGCGGGAGCCGUGGAGGACAUUUACACCGGAAGCAGAUUUAAAUCGCUGGACACUCUUUUCUCCGUGUGUGUGCGCGUGUGUUUUCCUUUGGAAAACCAAACACACACAUACAUACACGUAGAUACGCACGCACGCGCGCGCACGGUCACAGGUUGCUAGCGGAGUUAACGCUAACCGAGCUAGCCACGUUAGCUUAAUCCCGCGCUAGCCGUAUUUUGUCUGUUUUGUCUUCGACUGAAAACAGAAACAUAACAACAACAACAUCAACGUGGAUUAAAGUCACAGGAACCGUGGCACAUUUUCCACCCGGCGUGAGUCAUGACGUGGUGUUUUGCGGGACGUGUGUCGCGUUGGCCGGCUGCUAGCAUCGGCUGACAACAUGGAUGAUUUUUGUUUUAAACUCUUCUUCAGAGUUUUUUUUCUUCGCUGCUGAUUGUGUUUGUUAUUAACGUGAACUUUAACCUCAGGCUGUUGUAAAACCCAUUGAUUCUUCUGCUGGAGGUUUUUUUUACCCUCUAAACUUGGCUAGAAAGAAAAAAAGGAAAGAAACGAGAGGAGAAGAGGAAAGUUGGAAGUGUUGGGAAGUUUUUCCAAGCUUGUGGAAAAAUGGAUGCGGGAAUAGAGAAGGAAUGCGGCGCUCUGGGAGGGCUUUUCCAGCUCAUCAUGAACGACAUGAAGGCCAGUUAUCCUACAUGGGAGGAUUUUUUAUCCAAAGGAGCCAAGUUACAGUCACAGCUCAGGACGACCAUCGUGGUAACAGGAGCUUUUCUGGACGCUUUUCAGAAGGUGGCAGACAUGGCAACCGGGACCAGAGGAGCCACAAAGGAGAUCGGCUCAGCGCUGACCAGGAUGUGCAUGAGACACCGCAGCAUCGAGUCCAAACUCAAACUGUUUACAACAGCUCUGUCAGAGAGUCUCAUCACGCCACUGGAGCUAAAGAUGGAGGAGUGGAAAAAAGUGGCCAGUCAGCUGGACAAAGAUCACGCCAAAGAGUACAAGAAAGUGAGAGCAGACAUCAAGAAGAAAUCAUCAGACACCAUCAAACUCCAGAAGAAGGUGAAAAAAGGGAAGGACGAGGCGCGGGGACAGCUGGACAGUGCACUGCAGGACGUCAACGUGCGCUACGCCGUCCUGGAGGACACGGAGAAGCGAGCUGUAUGCAGGGCGCUCAUAGAGGAGAGAGCGCGGUACUGCACCCUCGUCACCAUGCUGAAGCCUGUACUGGACCAUGAGAUGAACAUGCUGGGUGAGGUCACACACCUACAGUCCAUCCUGGGUGACCUGGUGACCCUGACAGCUGAGCCCAACAAACUCCCACCAGCCAGUGAGCAGGUGAUUUUGGACCUGAAAGGUUCUGAUUUCAACUACACAUAUCAGACGCCUCCAGCUUCUCCAAGUAACUCACUGUCCAGGAAGAGCAGCAUCAGCAGUAACUAUCAGUGUGGAUCAGUGAGACAUGUCCCCUCUUUGGACUCUAUCAGCUCUGCUGUGGAUGGAGUCCACAUCCAGGAUCCAGUCGGCUCCUCCGCUCACCAGAUGGCAGCAGGGGGCAGCAGAGGGCCAGAGAACGGCCUGCUGCCCCCCCCACACAACAUCUAUACACAGCAUGGAGAGAGAGCGCGAGCCAUGUCGGCGUCUGGGAAGUCCUGCUCGGCUCGGGACCAGCUGGCGUUGACGUUGGGUGCGUUGAAUUCGGACGCCCCGAGGAACAGCAGGGACUCUCUGCACUGCUCCAGCGGCUACAGCACGCAGACCACCACGCCGUCCUGCUCCGAGGACACCAUCCACUCACACACUGUAAAGAGAGACCCUCCCCUCUAUGUCGACUACGAGUCCAUCUCCCUCCACGGAGACUCCGACUCCGUCUCGCUGCAUCGCCUGUCGCACGGAAACAGCCGCUCCGACUUUGACAAGUCCUCGACCAUGCCGAGGAACUCGGACCUCGCUCUGCAGUACAGGAAGUUUACUCAGUCCAAACGCCCCGCCUCCACCGUCAGCCUGUUGGCCGAGUCGGAGUUCAUGAGCGGCUCCGUCCGCCAGCUGCCGUCCCACACGGCGACCAUCAGGCGCAAACCGUCAUCCAAGCCCGGGUAUCGCCGCGGAACCAUCAGUGGCGUUCCCAUCCCCAUCUGCACGCCGCAGGUCCCGCUCAAAGCCCUCGCAGGGAGCGGGGGCAGCGAUGAGAAUGUUUUUGCAGCGCCCCCUGCUGGAGGAACAGGAGGCUUAGGUCACAGUAAACUCUGCACUUCCACGCAGAGUCUCAGCGCCUUACCCCCCCCCUCCUCCUCACCAUACUACCAGCUGGUCCCGGGUCACAUGCCCAUCCCGGUGCCUGUGCCCACUGUACCCUCCCUGCCAGCAGAGGGCAGCAAACAGCAACAACAGAGACAGCACCUGCAGCAGCAGUAUCAACACAAACAGCAGCAGUUUCAACACCAACAAGACCAGUACCAGAGAGAAGACCAGUACCAGCAGCAGCUGAACCAGCAGCAAAAACAGAGGCUGUUCCACCAGCAGCACCAGGUCCAGGUCCAGGUCCAGUCCUCCGGUGCCCAGGCAGAACCUCCCUGUCUGGGCCACAGCUCUCACUACCAGCCCCAGGCUCCUCCCCCCUCCUGCCUGGAUCAGAACCCGGAGCAGCUGACCCAGGAGGGAGGCGGAGGAGGAGGUGGCAUGCUGACCCUCAUCAGAGGAGUCAAACUCAAAAGGACCAUCACCAACGAUCGCUCCGCCCCCCUCCUGCCUUCUCCGGCCAAUCACAAGUGAGGCUGUGGUUCUUCUCAGGUCUGAUGAUGUGAACAUGGACGGCGUCGUCACUCGACGCACGUCUGCGUUUGUUUUCUGCUUCCUUUUAGGCUGUUAGGCUAUGAUGUCACUUCCUGUCGCUGUAACAGAUCUCUUGUGAGUUUUCUGUGUGCUGUUUUGUUGUUUGGGUUUUUUCUUUUGAUUGCUUGCAUAAAGUUUUGGAUUGAUGAGCCAGUCUUCAGGUGACCGUUCUGUGGCUCGGCUCCAGUCCUGGGUGCGUUUGAUUUGCCUUGUGCCUGAACUCCCGGGAGGAGGGAGGGCUUCAGCUGUGAGGUUUGUUUCAGCAGGAAGCAGCGUGAGACACGGACGCUCGCUCUCUCUGAAAACAGCGACACAAGGAAAGCAAAAGACUUGGCUCAGAGAAUCUGCAUCAGUCUGAGUCCACGAUGUCUUAAGAACACGUUCACGUCUUUAUCUCACUGUGAGACAGACUUCAACAACAGGAAACUGACGUUUGUAAA
This is a messenger RNA of Solea senegalensis (Senegalese sole), 3403 nucleotides long. It is a transcript of the gene mtss1, whose product is annotated as MTSS I-BAR domain containing 1. Bases 744 to 2903 code for a protein of 719 amino acids. Lineage: Eukaryota; Metazoa; Chordata; Actinopteri; Pleuronectiformes; Soleidae. Gene Ontology annotation, biological process: cell projection assembly; plasma membrane organization. Gene Ontology annotation, cellular component: actin cytoskeleton; cytoplasmic side of plasma membrane. Gene Ontology annotation, molecular function: actin binding; phospholipid binding. The record is from RefSeq and is a predicted model, not a curated record. The transcript has 14 exons.